This is a messenger RNA of Vanderwaltozyma polyspora DSM 70294, 351 nucleotides long. RefSeq names its product mitochondrial 37S ribosomal protein bS16m (gene MRPS16). The transcript has a single exon. Bases 1 to 351 code for a protein of 116 amino acids. Gene Ontology annotation, biological process: mitochondrial translation. Lineage: Eukaryota; Fungi; Ascomycota; Saccharomycetes; Saccharomycetales; Saccharomycetaceae. Gene Ontology annotation, molecular function: structural constituent of ribosome. The record is from RefSeq and is a predicted model, not a curated record. Gene Ontology annotation, cellular component: ribosome; mitochondrial small ribosomal subunit.
AUGACUUGUGGGUUGGUAAGGAUUCGUUUGGCUCGUUUUGGCAGAAAAAACACACCAUUGUAUAAUGUAGUGGUUUCAAAUGCUCAUAAAGCUAGAGAUAGCAAACCAAUUGAAGUUCUAGGUACAUAUAAUCCUGUUCCUAGGAAAGUUACUGACUUGGGGCCAAAACCAAUGUUGGUUAAGGAUGUAGAAUUGGAUUUUGACAGAUCCAAGUAUUGGAUAGGUGUUGGAGCUCAACCAAGUGAUACUGUAAUUAGAUUAUUUAAAAAAUGUGGUAUACUAGAUGAACAUUGGGGCCAAAAAUAUGUUGAAAGAAAAGUAGUACUUCCAAGAAAAGAGGUUCAAGAAUAG